GAGGAUCCGGACACGGGACCUCCAGCAACCAAAACAGUGGAAAGACAACACGCUGCUCCAGUCUUGCUCACAUUCCCUCUCGUCUCGCAUACUUAAAAUGACGGACUAUAAAGAAGAGCAGACUAACGAAAUCGAAGCGUUAGAAUCUAUAUAUCCAGAGGAGUUUGAGAUUUUAGAUGUAGAGCCAAGACAUAAAUUUAAAAUCAUCGUGAAAUCAGAGGGAUCUGAUUCUUUGGACGAUAUUAAAGCAGAGCCAGCCGAGAUUGCCCUUAAUUUUGAAUACACUCCUUCAUAUCCCGAUGAGCCACCAAUUAUGGAGAUUAUUCCUAUAGAAAAUGUGGAAGAAGAAGACCUAGAUGAUCUGCGAGAGCAGUUGCAAGCACAGUGUGAAGAGAACCUUGGCAUGGUGAUGGUUUUUACGUUAGUGUCGUAUUCUGUGGAGUGGCUUACCACACACAUGGAGGACUUGGCACGGAAUGCAAAAGAGGAAUUUGAACGUAAGAAAAAGGAACAGGAGGAAGCAGAUCGGAAAAAAUUUGAGGGCACUCGAGUGACAGUGGAAACAUUUUUAGUUUGGAAAGCAAAGUUUGAUGCUGAAAUGGCUGCACUACGGUCAGAGAGAGAAAGGGAAGAAGAGAAGAACAAGAAAUUUACUGGGCGUGAAUUGUUCCAAACAGACCAGACCCUUAAUGAGUCCGACCUGAGCUUCUUGGGUGAUGGAGAGGGAGAAGUUACUGUAGAUGAAAGCUUAUUCCAAGACCUAGAAGACCUUGAUCUUGAUGAUGAGGAUGACGAAGACUAUGUGCCUGGCGCAGAUGAAGGGCUAUCCGAUUAAGAGUUUCUAUUAAACACCGGAACAGAAGAUGUUCAUCAUUAUUUGUAAAUCCAUCUCAUCAUUUCUUUGUCACUCAUUUCAUUGUUAGAAAACAAAUUACAAGAAAGGCUUUGGCAAUAACACUUGCAAUUUGUUACAGAUGUGCAAAAUAUGCUUAUAGCAAACUAUAAAUGUUUGAAAAUAAUUUGUGUACAGGAGUAGCAUUUGACAAAUGAGUGUUUAAAUUGCUAAUUUGCUAAAAUGAGGAUCACUCAUUAGAUUAAUGUUAAGUUCGAAAAUUAACAUAUGUUUAUAUACACAUACAGUACCUACAACUAUUGUCAAGAGCUGAAAUUUAAGAAAAACAAAUUGAAAACAAAUUGAAGUUUUAAAAGCAUUUGUCCGACUGCAUCCAGCAGGAUGUAUACAUGGUUGAAUAUGUAACUUGUUUCAUCUUUCACUAAUUGACAAUAACCUGUAAUUAUCAACGGAUAAGGGCUAUUUAUUCAGACAUAUUUUAAAAUUUGUAUUGGUUGCUGUCCAGUAAUACCACUAAGUUUUUAUUAGAAUAAAAUUAUAUUGAUAUAAGAUACCUUAUAUUUAUCUAUAUUCUUUGAUGUCUUGUUCCCACUGGGAACUCUCCUUCCUUUGAGGAAGUGGCCUUAUGUAGAAUACAGUAUUACCUAGACACUUCACCCUCCUUCAAGUGUUAGACUUUAUACAUUUGUUGAUAAAUAACACAUGCUGGUUUGACAGCCAUAUAAGAAAACCAAUUGCUAUGUGUUUGCAGCUGUACAAUAAUGCGUACAAUUUGAAUAUCACCUCUGCAAGUGCAGACAGUUGAGAAGGAAAAGCAACAGAAAAGUCUAUGGAAAAAUAAUCUUACUAGAAAUAGGAAGUCAGUGCUCAUUGCAAGGGUGGUGUGUGGAGGAUUGGAAAAAUGUCUUUCUGUGUACAGUAUAAUUCAAUACAUGAAUUAUUGAUUAACAAUUUAUAUUCAUUCAUGCCUUUAACCUUUCGGACACAAGUCAUAACCCACCAACAGAAAAUAAGUAGAGCUAUUACAUGUACUGUAUACAGAGAUGUCCAUUUGUUGUUACACAUGUGUAUAUAAUCAGCAUCAUCAGCUGUUAAGUGAACAUUUGUUUCCCAAAUGCUUCCAUAAUUUUUAACAUGAGACUUCUCUUGUGUGCUUGAAUACAGAACUCUUGAUUUCUUGUAUCUCUCUCUGAUACUUAGUCUUGUUAAUAUUAUUUUACCUAUUUAGUUCUUUUCUUUCCACUAGAGGGUACUCGAGCAGACAUCCGACUUAUUUGCAGGCUAAGAGUGCUCCUUUCUCAUAACUGAUCUUGAACCUUAUCCACCUAGCAUUUCGUUUGGAUCACUGUCCAUUAAUCUCUUUAAAACCAGGUCUGAAUUGUCGGUGGGUUAACAGGGGCAAACGUUUAGGAGCAGUGCCCAAUUGUCCCUCCAUGUCCAGUCCUUGAAUCUGGGCUAUUUCCUCUUGCAAGGCAAGCCGGGUUAUGGUAAUAGCCACUCUUCCAUUUAAUUUUUCUUAAUCUAAUAUCUGAAGUUUAGACUAAUCCCAUUCAUUUUCUCCUCAAAAUAUUAUGCCUAGCAUACCUACUUCCAUACUUCUUUGAGAUGCAUAAUUUUUGUAUAUACAGUGGCUGGCAUAUUUUACAUUUGUUAGCACUGCAUUCAUUUUUCAAAUAGUAAGUUACAGUAUAUAUAUAUUUUAUUAUUUCCUGCAUUCUCACAGGCCAGUUAAACUAUAUUGACUUUUGGUAUUGCUCAAUGGGUUUUUGUUAGCUAAAAUAACCAUUAUACAGUACAAGAAGCUUUAGUUUUAGUUAAUUUUUAACCCCGUUCUACUGCUUAUAUUGAUGCUGAUAUUCAUCAACAAUGAUAGAAAAUUGUCAAAAUUUGGUGUUUGAUUACAUAAUCCAUUUAUUUUUGUCAGUCUCCUAGUGAAGUGACUUGAAACUUUCAGCUGCUCUAAAAAAACUUUGGAUAAAUAUUGUUGCUCUGUGUUUUUUUUAAAUUAUAACUUUUC
Messenger RNA from Procambarus clarkii (red swamp crayfish), 2870 nucleotides. RefSeq names its product RWD domain-containing protein 1. Gene Ontology annotation, biological process: cytoplasmic translation. The record is from RefSeq and is a predicted model, not a curated record. Gene Ontology annotation, molecular function: protein binding. Lineage: Eukaryota; Metazoa; Arthropoda; Malacostraca; Decapoda; Cambaridae.